This is a messenger RNA of Capsicum annuum, 2594 nucleotides long. RefSeq lists its product as uncharacterized. The record is from RefSeq and is a predicted model, not a curated record. The coding region runs from base 1538 to 2260 and encodes 240 amino acids. Lineage: Eukaryota; Viridiplantae; Streptophyta; Magnoliopsida; Solanales; Solanaceae. The transcript has a single exon.
CGCUGCUACCCUGUCGAAUUCUUUGAUUGUACCUUGCCCUUUCCCAACAAUAUGGUUAUUCAAUUUUAUCAUCAAUCUUCUUAGUGAGAAUAUUGCCUCCAUUAUAGGUCUACCAAGCAUACAAUAGUGCAGCUAAAAAAAGAAUUGGGGUUUAUGAAUGACUUAAAGAAAGGGCAGGUACUAAAGUUUUUGAGUUCAUUUACUUUCUUGUCAUUUCCCUCCAAUUUCCUUACCUAACUAGACUAUCAAAAAACUUCUCUUUCCCCCCUUAGUUAAAAUAAUAAAAUAGGCUUGGCAGAAAAUAUACUUUUAUAGUAUCAUCUUUACUUUUAUGUUAUUAUUAGUAGACUAAUAGUUCCUGGUUAAAUUGUAUCUAUGGGCAUAUUUCAGCACUACUUAGGUUUCUGACAACUCUUGGUCAUUAUAAAGUAUUGGUGUCACCAAGUAAAAAUUUCCUGAAAUUUUGAUCAAAAUUUUGUCAGCUCCUUACUAGUUGCUGCCUAGUUGAGAAAGCUAGAUUCUGUCUAGCUUAUAAGUCAAGGUGUAGUAGCAGAAAGAUAGAGGAAAAGAAAAGUAAUUGGCUGUACUUAAACUUAGUCAAUAGUACAAGUGAGAAAGGUUCUUUAGCUGUGAAACGAAAAAAGUUGCUGCUUUUUAUUUAGUUGUAAGGCUAAAAGGGAAGUGGAUAUACUACAAUUGAAGCUCAUCCAUCUAAAUCUUGAUAAAACUUCAGGUAUUUGCUGUGAUAAUGAUUUUCUUGGAGUAACAAAGUUUUGGUUCAUGGAAUAGAAUAACCAUUUCUUUUAGUGAUUGUACUUAAGGGGCUUGUUUUUUCAUGGAAAUUGGAGGGGUAAAUGCCAUGUGGUGAGCUCAGAGGUUAGCACAUGGCUUUCUCAGAUUUCAAAGUGUUGGCACAGUAGUUGGUUUUAAGAUUUCAAGAGAAUCAGUUACAGAGGAAGACCACUAGAUUGGUGUUAGCAAAAACAAAAAAUACACUUCUCUAGGUAGAGUAAAAAAAAUGAAUUUGGGAAUUGUGAGUCUAUGUAGAGGAAACAGCCCAGCAAUUUAAUCUUUGUUUGCAUUUCUAAUCUCAUUAUUUAAAACCUUCUAAACCACUUCUUUUCUUCCAUUUUUAGCUCCUUUUUUGGCAGUUACCAGUUUCCUUACUGCCAAUUUAGCUUAGUUUCUUAUGCACUGUUCACAGCUUAGACUCAUGCUAGUGAAGUGCAAUAUUUGCUUUCAUGAGUGAAUCUUGAAGGUUUAUUCUUUGACCCUUUCUUAUACAAUCUCUAGUCUCUUCAAUCAAGAUUGGAAGUGUCAAUCAUCUUGUUGAUGUCCAUGCUUCUUCUAUCCAUUAGUACAUUCAUCAAAAUUACUCUUCUUUUAAGAAGAGAGAAGAAAGUUCCCAUCUUUCACUUUCCUUUAUCCAGCAUUAAUUAAACUUUUACAAGUGCCACCUGAUUGGGUAUAACAUUCCUCCUUUUCCCCUUUUUGUUCCCCUUAUUUCUUUUGCAAAAUCUUGACAACCCCAGAUCAAAUGUCGUCUUCUAUGUCUAUCCUCAGAAGCUCUGUGCCGUGGAUUGCUAUUCUUGUUCCACCAUACUUGUUAUGUGCCAAUUUUUUAGGAUAUGGAGUUGUUUCUACUUCCAUUACUACUUCACUUUUGGUAGCAUCUACCGUAGCUUUCACAUUCUCAAAACAAAAACAUAGUAUCCUGAAGGAAUCAUCAGUUCAAGAAGCACCAUGUGUCAACAGUCAGCUGGAGGAACAUUCAUCUCAAGUUAAGCAAAUUGUAUCAGACCAGCAACCUCAAAAUGUCGACUUUGGACAGGUUGACGAAGUUUUCUCAGUCCAAAAUCCAAGAAUUGAAAAUGGGGUGGCUCAAAUUCAUGAUUUAUAUUCAGAAAGUGAGAGUCUUGGUGGACCUUCAUUUUCAAGUGAAGAUUCUGAUAUUGACUGGCCAUUCUCAGGUGAGUUGGAACAAAGUCCAUUAUGCUCAGAUGGUUCAAUUUCUGAUGAGGAAAGCCUAAUUGAAAUAGCACUUCCAAGUGGUCAAUUUGUAAAAGAUAGUCCCAACUUGUCUUUUCAUCAGCAAGACCAAAAGGUAUUUGCAGAUUUAGUACCAGAAUCCAUUUUUCAGCAGCAUUACCUAGUGGAUUUCUUGACUGAUAUAAGUGAUGUGUAUGAAGAAGACAAUUUGAUAGAGAUUGACAUAUCUAUGGGAUCCAUCAAAUGUUCAGGAUAUGAGAUUGCAGCAUGAGUUGCUGUAUACUAUUUAAUUUUCUUGAUGUCUACUUUUCUAUUACUGAUUUCUUUAUAAGUGGCUGAAGUUUUUUGAUCCUUAAUGGAUUUUGUGCUUAUUAAGGGCUUUCAAGAAUAGGAGCCAAAUUCCAUUUUCUUUGUUUAUGAACAGUAAAGUUUGUGCUUGCUAGUCCAUAGACUUUGCCCACUGAAAAGAGACUUCGGAUACCAAUCAAAGCAGUUGUAUUACUGGUGGCCAUUUGUUUUCUCUUGAUGCACAUUAAAGUGUUAUUAAAAGUUUAAAUGAUCCUGUUUCUAGGCCAAUUAAUAAAUUAAUUAUUGUUCUAUUUGAA